Camelina sativa (false flax) is the source of this 972-nucleotide messenger RNA. NCBI's taxonomy places the organism in Eukaryota, Viridiplantae, Streptophyta, Magnoliopsida, Brassicales, Brassicaceae. The record is from RefSeq and is a predicted model, not a curated record.
AUGACAAGAAAGAAAGUAAAACUUGCUUACAUUUCGAAUGAUUCUUCGAGAAAAGCAACUUUUAAAAAAAGAAAGAAGGGUUUGAUGAAGAAAGUAAACGAACUCUCCACUCUUUGUGGUAUCACUUCAUGCGCGAUCAUCUUCAGUCCAUACGACACCACUCCUGAAGUGUGGCCAUCAAAUUCUGGUGUGCAAAAGAUAAUCUCUGAAUUUAGGACACUCCCAGAGAUGGACAAGCAAAAGAAGAUGGUAGAUCAAGAGGCUUUUCUCAAACAAAGAAUAGCAAAAGCGAUUGAGAAUUUGAGGAGACAACGGAAAGAUAAUAGGGAGCUCGAGAUGACUGAAGUCAUGUUCCAAUGUUUGAUUGGAAAUAUUGGAAUGUUUCAUCUAAAUAUUAUGGAUCUUAAUGAUUUGGGUUAUUUAAUUGAGCAAUAUCUUAAAGAUGUUAAUCGCAGGGUCGAGAUUUUGCAAAAUUUGGGUAUUGAAAUUGGCAAAUCUUCUUCUACUGUGGCAGCUACUUCUGAAGGGAGUAGACUAAUGGUGGAUUUGGUGGCAACAACCACUCCAACUGCUACAACUUAUGAGGUGGGUUCUUCUUCCUCAUAUGCGGCAGUCACGACAUUGUUAAAUCCUAUUCAACAGCAACAAAUUUUUCGUCCAACAGCUCCACAAAUUGGAGUUUAUCAGCCCCGUCAAAAUCUGAAUUUAAAUCUGAAUAAUAAUAACAAUCAAAACCAACAACAAUGGUUCAUGGAAAUGACGAAUCAUGAGCAAAUGAGGUAUCCAUCAGAACCCAUGAAGUUUUCAUUCAUGGAUGACAACCACCAUAACCACAACCACAUCCACCACCAUCAAGAAGAGAACCAACAUCAAAUCGAUGGCGAGUCGUCCACCGCUCUCGAUGCCGCCAACUCAAACAGUACAAUCCCUGUUACUUAUCCAAAUAAUACCAAUAAUCUAUGGUUUCAUUAG